This is a messenger RNA of Cuscuta campestris, 1737 nucleotides long. The record is from the annotation of a GenBank genome assembly. NCBI's taxonomy places the organism in Eukaryota, Viridiplantae, Streptophyta, Magnoliopsida, Solanales, Convolvulaceae.
GAUGAUAUAGUUACCACAAAACACCUUUUGGCAAAUAUACAAUACACCUGCUUAGAAUUCACAGCUACCAUGGCUAUGGCGACAGAAGCUUCAGUUGAAGAGCUAGACCUCUCCGCUCCGCCGUGCCUGCACGUUAUAUCCGCCUUCCUCUUCAUAGAACCACCUGACGUUGUCAUCUCCUUUGCCAGGGAUUUCGACAGAGGUCUGAUCUCGGACAGAGUACAACAUUUUAUCUGGGAACACUGCAUUAAUAGAACUGAUGCUAAGGCCUACUCCCCUUACGUGAGAGGUUUUUUGAAGAGACUUAUUUUUGAAAUUGAGUCAAGUGGUGAAGUCGUUAUUGAUGAGCUUUACGAGAAAUAUGUAUAUUACAUGUCUAUGAAGGAUGAUGUAUCGGCAAAAGAGAAGGCUAGAUUUUCAAAAACAAUUUCAUUUAUCUUCCCUAGAGAGUGUUCAGAUUUGCCAAGUUGUCCAAAAUCUCGGAAGUUGGAAGUUUUGCUGCACUGCUCAGUCAACUUGCUUGAAGGAGAUACAGGGUGUUCGAUUUGGCCAUCAUCUCUUUUCCUUUCAGAGUUCGUACUUUCCUUUCCAGAACUAUUCACAAAUAAAUCUUGCUUUGAGGUUGGUUCAGGUGUUGGAUUAGUUGGCAUCUGUCUAGCCCGUAUAAAAGCCUCCAAAGUAAUACUCAGUGAUGGUGACUUGUCAACUUUAGCAAAUAUGAGGCUUAAUUUGGAGUCAAACAAGAUUACUGCCAGUAAUGAUUUCUUGGAGCAUACAGUAGAUUCUAAUACAGUACAAUGCCUGCACUUGCCCUGGGAAUCUGCAGCUGAAAAUGGUCUUCAGCAGAUCAAUCCGGAUAUAGUUUUGGGUGCAGAUGUUAUUUAUGAUCCAUUGUGUCUGCCACAUCUUGUUCAAGUUUUAGCCAUUCUUCUGAACCGAGAAGGUUUGCAAGCUGGUGAUAGUAGAAAUGAUGGUUGUUUGGGGAAGUCAACAAGAAAGAGUGAUGACCAGAAUGGCACAUAUCUGCAUGAUGGACUUCCAAGAUCGCCGCCUGUAGCUUAUAUUGCCUCUGUGGUUCGCAACAUCACUACAUUUAAUUGUUUUCUUGCCUUGGCCAGUGAAGCAAAUUUAUCAGUGUUGGACAUCACGGAGAGGGCCAAGCCAUUCAGCUUGCUUCCUUAUGCAAAGUCAUACCAACCAUCCAGCAUAAAGUUGCUAUGCAUUUCAUACUUGCCCAAGUGAAGGCUGCAGCCACCUCCAUGGGGAAUUGUAAGCCCUAUCAAUUCAAUGCUUAUUUUACCCGAGGUGAAUUAAUUCACGCUUGACCAAUUAUGAUCGAACUAGUACCCACAUGUUCGACCGAGAGUGACCGAACUAGUUUUAUUGGGUGGGUGUUUUUAGUAGCACAGAUCUUGAACACCUCAAAAGUCUAGGUGCCAAAUAUAAAGAAAUGGGGUUUUCAUGAAAAAUCAUUUCCUUAAAUGCAUUUGGUAAGAAUGGUUAUAUUGAGUAAGAGUGUAGGUGCCAAAUCUAAAGAAAGGGUUUUUCAAAGGAGAAAAGCUUUACCUUGAAAAUUUGUGGUCUAUUGAAUAGAAUGAAACCUUUUAUCAUGGUGAAACUUGGGAUAUUGGUUUUCAAUUCUUUAGAAGGAUUUGUGUCUUUGUAAUGCACUGUUUUGUGUGGAUGUAAUGUCAACAUUUGGGUGGUUAUACAUGAGAAUAUAUAGGGUUACAACAG